AUGAAGGACCCGUUCGAGGCAGCCGUCGAGGAGCAGGAGUCGCCGCCGGAAUCGCCGGCGCAGCCCGAGGAGGAUGCCUCCGCCGCGCCGCCCCACGCCCUAGCCGACGACUACGACGGAGCAGAGGCCUCCGGCGGCCCUCGCGCCCUGCCGCCGCGGCCGCGGCCUCCGUCGCAAGCCGCGCCCUCGACCUCCGCCGCCCCGCCGGCGCCCAAGGCCAAGGUGCCGGCCCAUAAGGAGCAGGAUGACGAGGACGAAGAGGAAGACCAGAUGGAGGUCGACAUCGAUAAGCUGCCCUCCGGCACCAGCGACCCCGACAAGCUCGCCAAGAUGAAUGCCCUACUGUCCCAAUUUACUGAAGAUCAGAUGAACCGUUACGAGUCAUUCCGGAGAUCUGGAUUCCAGAAAUCUAAUAUGAAGAAGCUAUUGGCAAGUAUCACUGGCAGUCAAAAGAUAUCUAUGCCAACCACUAUCGUAGUAUCAGGAAUAGCAAAGAUGUUUGUUGGUGAGGUUAUUGAAACAGCUAGAAUAGUAAUGAGCGAGAGGAAGGAUUCUGGACCGAUCAGACCUUGCCACAUCAGAGAAGCAUAUAGAAGACUGAAGCUUGAAGGGAAGAUACCGAAGCGAUCAGUUCCACAGCUCUUCCGCUAGAUGGAAGCAUCUCUGUUGAUUGUUGAUGUCAGUCAGGCUUUGUGUGAUUCUCUCUCGGAGAAAAAAGACUAGUAAGUAUGAUAUAGUGAUGGAACUAUAGAUGCCUUCUCGUAUUCCAUCUGAAAUGGUAUUACGAUGUUACUCAUGUAAUAUGGUGUGUACUAGCUGCAAGCUUUGACAGUUCCGUGCUUAUAUGUCACACAAGUAGCUGUACUGUUUGAUGCGAUUGUA
This is a messenger RNA of Lolium rigidum, 882 nucleotides long. Its product is annotated as transcription initiation factor TFIID subunit 11-like. The transcript has 4 exons. Gene Ontology annotation, biological process: RNA polymerase II preinitiation complex assembly; transcription initiation at RNA polymerase II promoter. Gene Ontology annotation, cellular component: nucleus; transcription factor TFIID complex. The record is from RefSeq and is a predicted model, not a curated record. NCBI's taxonomy places the organism in Eukaryota, Viridiplantae, Streptophyta, Magnoliopsida, Poales, Poaceae. Gene Ontology annotation, molecular function: protein heterodimerization activity; transcription coactivator activity. The coding region runs from base 1 to 651 and encodes 216 amino acids.